AUGGAGGAUGCUUCCUUCAUUGCCACCGUGGGGAGUGUCUACGUGGCCACUGUCUGGUCAAUGGGAAAUCCCGAUUUGAGAAGUGCAUUGAAGAGCAGGUGGAGCUUGGUCAUUGAUGGCAGCAAGUCUCGCUUUCGCAUGCACGAAGCUCGAAGAGAUUCGAUGCGGGCAUGGGCGACCAUUGUCACCAUGGUUUCGGAGCUUUAUUUUGCAUUCGUCUCGUGCAUGCGAUUGUUCUUCCCAGAUCGAUUUGUGAAACCUCUCUACCAAGACCUGCAAACAUGGUGUUGUUUAGCUUUUCUGGCUGGCUUGCGUUGGACUUGCCGACAUGGACAGAUGUCCAAGUACAGCUCCAGGGCCGUGACGGUCUUGUUCAAUGUUUCCUCUCUCCUCUCUACCCUCCACAUCCCCAACGAGUUCUUACCCGCCAGUGCUGUGAGCCGUGCAGCGCACGGUCUCUUCACAGAAGACCCGCUCUUCACAGUGCUGGUCCGAUGCGCCUGCCUGCCACUGGCAGUGGUGCUCCACUACCUACGAGAGGACGGUUCAGAGAAAUUACUGGGAUGCGGCUUGGUGGUUGUGAACGAGUUGAUCUCGUGCCUGUGCAUGGCAUUCACCUUAUUGGAAGUGGAUGCAGCACUUUGCAAGCAGGAGCUAGCCGCGAUGGAUUUAGAGAAGCAGAUUCAGAAACGAGAGAUGGACAUGAAAGAGACAGAGAAGGUGCUCCGAGCGGCCCGCAGACUCUUGUCGGUAACAUGCGACUGCUGUGAGCGCCUCACACACGACUGGCAGAUUGUUGAGCCUUCACGGGGCAUUUUGGACCUUCUGCGCCUGAAGGAAGACGCAUCGGCGAAGCUCUUGCCCUUUCUGCAGUUCAUUUGUCCUGAAGACCAGCAGCGUUUCGCCCACUUCGCGGCUGUGUCGCACACCACGGAUGCGCCAUCCUCGUUGCACGUUCGCAUGACGAGUGGUAGCGAUGGCAGUCUCUUUGAUGCCCAAAUCUUCUUGGUGAAUCUACCUGGCACACUGGAAAACAAGAACGAGCCUGAGUAUCUCAUUGGGAUUGCCGCCAUUCAAACGCAAGAACCCAGCCAGAGCAUGGUCAGCAUUCCGGAGCAUCGCCCGUUGGCCUCGUCCGCUUCUUUCGACGCGCGCGCCCAACGCAAGCCGAGCCGCAGCGCAGCCAGCAGUGCGAGCAGCCGCAGGAGUUCCAGUAGCGGUGCUUCCAUGGUGAAUGUCGAGACACUCGCAGAAGCGCACCAGGCCCUGCAUGCAAUUGACCAGAUCUCCCUGCUGAUUGAUUUGAAUACCGUCGCGCAAGGCUACUGCAUCCGUUCCGCCCAGUUUCUCCUCAAGGAAUCAGCAGGUUUGGAUGUGCUGCCCAAGCUGUACAGCUGGGUACGGCAGCAGCACCAGCCCACGGUGGAAGAUUGGAUCCAGGAGCAUGUCCCUGGCCUUGUGGUUGCCGAAUCCCCGUGGAGGUUUUUAGUUUAUAGCUGA
Molecule: messenger RNA, 1500 nt
Organism: Cladocopium goreaui
Lineage: Eukaryota; Dinophyceae; Suessiales; Symbiodiniaceae
Source: the annotation of a GenBank genome assembly